Messenger RNA from Macrobrachium nipponense, 6942 nucleotides. RefSeq lists its product as uncharacterized. The record is from RefSeq and is a predicted model, not a curated record. NCBI's taxonomy places the organism in Eukaryota, Metazoa, Arthropoda, Malacostraca, Decapoda, Palaemonidae.
ACCCCAACAAUGCAUUGUUGUUUUUCUCGGUGUGGCGACUCAGUGCACGACUAUUUGCGACUGUUUCCCGGCUAUUUACCAGGUCAAAUAGCCCUCUUGACCUCUCUCUGAUGCAUCCCGUGGCGACCUGAAGGUUAAAAGAGACCCCCCCCUUCCCUACGACCACCACCCACCACCACCACCAUCACCAGGAAAUGCCACAACAGUAGUGGUGAUGAAGAAGACAAAGGCAAUGAAGAUGCUUGCGACCUGUUGCGCCGCCUGAUAUGGGGAUUCAGAAGGAGCCAGCACCACCAGCAGCAGCAGCAGUCCAACACCGCCUCUUCUCCUUCCCGAGGACUUUGCCGCUCGUUCCUAAGGGAGAAGACGACGCCGCCACCGCCAAAACGGGGCCACCUUUGAUGCACCUGGGACACCACCAUUUGGCUGUAGUAGGCUGCUGCCCCCACCGUUUUUGGCAGGAUGGAACAGGCCAACCAGGACUAUGUCGAGUCGUCGGGAACUGGGGUGAUGGUAUGCAACCUGCCCCUCCUCUUCACACGGGGGUACCCUUCCUCCCUUCAGCACAUGAACCUAGAUGAGCUUGAAGACUUUGUGCCCUUCAUGGUGCGUUGUAGUUUGGGGGAGGAGAAUCCGGUACCAUGGUCCCAGCUGCCCAGGCCGGCGUGGUGGCCGAGGAAGCUGCCCUUCCGCAUCCCCUCCGGAAACACUCCCACUGCCAAGAUGACAGCUCUGAUUGACCUGGUGCACCGGUGUUACUCCUUCCACGGGUGCGACUACCUGCUGCAGUUCUGCUCCUCCCUGCUGGAGGACAUGCCCAGGACGGGGCACCGCUUCAACGACAACCGUGACGGCACCACCUCCAUGUACCAUGGCACCACCGGCAAGCUCCUUGUCACCUUCAGGAACGAGAAUCGGGAUUAUGACAAAUCGAACCAUGACACAAGUUUACGGAAGAAGCUUCUCCUGUCGCCAACUCGGGUCAACAGCAGCGGCACUGCGACAGCUGUGUUCCAGCCGGCUGCCACUGACAUCUACCUGUGCGACAAAUGUGAAAAUGAGUUUUAUAGCCUCCGUGAGGUUCAGAUUCACGAAAAGAAGUGUUGUGGUGAAGCCCCUCCUUCUCCGGUACCACCAUCUCCCGAUCCGGAACCUGCUGAGGAAGACUUGGAGCCAGCUGGACAGGUGCCAUUCCUGGCAUACUUCAGGCUACAACCAGCAAAGCACACAGGCAUCGAGCCGUACAUGUCCCCAAGGAAAAGAAGUUCGUCGCCACCGAGAAAACUUAUCGGCUCAAUGUUCCCACGUUUUGAGUCCAUCCCACUGACUUCUCCUCUAGGAAAAUUUCUCUUGGCAAACUCCAAACUACGUAAUAAGUACCAAGCAUCGCAGCAUCUUGUCAUACGAUAUGAACGCCAUCUUCAUGCAACGCCGCAUACUGAUAUUGUGUCUAGCAGAGACAGGUGUAAUAACCGCUGGAUCGUGGUGUGGCGUCCCAACAAAGAAGAACAACCAUGGUGUCACCUGUAUUGUUUCAGUAAAAGACAGAAACGAGAACGACUGUUAACAAUAGAGACAGGGUUGAACAGGAGGACUCGAGAACUGCUCUCCAAGUGUCGUCCUGUUACAGUGGCCGUUAAGCGUCUGCAGAAGAGGGUUGUAGACAGGAUAAAGAGACUCAACGGGCCAAGUGCUCCCUGCAUAGACCUAACAGAUGAACCUCAGAGAUUGUUCACGGACAUGUAUUUCCAUUACCCAGGAACCUUCGUGCCAUCCUCUACUGCUUGCGGAAUAACUCUGAAUGGCACACCGAAGUCGGAAGAUCCCCUGAGGCUGUUUUAUGAUUCAAAUGAAACUACCCUCAAUUUUGGGGCGUCUUCGUCCUCGUCCCCGUCAUUAUUUCAUCCGCCUGUCGUCCCUGUACCUGUAGGUAGCAGACAUGUUGGUAUUACCCAGCAUCUUCACCACAACUGGGGCAAUGAGUCGGAGCCUCCAGAGCAAGAUCCUCUUGCAUUUAAUCCGGGUGAUAUUAUCAAUCAUGACAUUAUAUCAAUAUUGCCUAUCACACCAACUAAUAUGUUACAGAACCACUCCUCACUGAGCAUGGGGGGUAAUGUUAAUCACAGUACCCCAAGGCAAUCAAACAGUCACUGUAAAGGUUUAAGUCGCACACCUCCCCCGGGACCAAAAUGCUCGAAAAUCAAUAGGGAGGCUUUAUCCAAAAGGCAACAUGUACAACAACAGCCUGGUAAUACUUACAUGCUCUCCAACAGUGACUUACUACAACUAACGCAAGGAAAUUAUGGUGUCUUAGGUAGAUUUCAUACCAAUGAGAGGGAAAUGUCAGUGAGUGCAAGUACUACUGUGUCUGGUCUAAGUGUUUCUAGUACUAAUUCCCCACAAAAUUUGAAUCGGUACCAGGGAAAUUCUCUGAAAACUUGUAUAAAAAAUUCAGUGCCUCUGCUUCCUGAAAACAAUAGCAUGGUGCUACCGCAUACCACUGGUGCCCCUCCUGGUAGAAACUCUUUGAUCGAAGUGAUUGAUCUCUCGAGUGAUGACGACGACAGCGGAAGAGUUAGAGUUUAUAGUGAAGCAGACCGUGCGCCUUCCCAGUUAGAUGGAUUGUCUUGUUAUCCUCAUUCUGGUGUCAAAAUGCCAGGCUCUUCCAAAUCUUCUUUGCCAAAAAAUGGGAAUAGCCAUUGGUCGUCAAAUUGUAAGUCCCACUGUGAUGCUGGACGCGUAGGGGACUUGGCGACCAAUGGCCAGCCUCCUAAUGUCCUGAAAAAUCCUGCUUUUGUAAAUCAGAGCUUUAACUGUAGUGAAUUCCCCCUUCCUUCUUCUGUACAGCCUCACAACAGAACAGAAACAAAUUCACGUAAACGACCUUGUGAGGAUCCUCCUCCGGAUUAUAUUGGUGGGAAACUUGUGGUCCUUGAUGUUUCUAGUGUGGGUAUGAAGGUGGUAUCUUGGGGAAACCUCUCGGAAAGUGAUCUCACAGCUAUGUCUUGUAGGCCAUUUGGGGAGAAGGCGUUGGCUCACCCUGUGGCAGCUCCCCGCGACACGGAGAGAGAAGUGAGAGGGCGCUUGGUACAGCAGCAGGGUAUCUCUGGAGACGUUGAUGUGCAUCCAGGUUUCAGUCAGUCAGGUGCCUUUGUCAGUACUGCCAGAUGUCAGUAUAGUUUGGAGAAAAAUGAGCCAUGCAAUCAUCAGAACCACUUGUUGAAAGAGAGGAAAUCUGACAGCUCUGUUGUUAAAGGGAAAAAAAUUUCGCGUAUAAACCAGAAGCUGGACUUGGAAACGGAAAAAGUACACGGUGGUUUAUUAAAGAAUCUUGUGAGUACUGUCAGCAAGGGAGUGGGGUAUAUAUGCUCAUUGGUAGGUGCUGCAAGCAAUGAUGGAAUGGAGUCAGUGUCUAACAAUACUGUAGAGAGUAAUUCUAGAUGCUCAAUCAACCUAACGUACUUGGGUGAUAGUGCUUUGAAAAGGAAUGUAUCAAGUAGUUCAUUGAAAGAUAGAGAGUUUGGUGGUGACAGUCAGUCCACAAAAGUGCCUAAGGAAGUUGCUAAACUGCUGAAGGAUGAGUGUCGGGAGCUCAAUCGCAACGGACUGAGUGAUCUGAGGUCAAUUGACACGCAGAACUGCAAGUUGACCAGGAGAUCUGUUGAACGGACUGUUCCGAGAAGAGCACUAAGGCAAAGGAUUGAGGAGACGAGUCAAAACAAUGAAGAGUAUGCAGAAGAUUGCAAUUAUCUUGACAAUAUGAGUGAGCGUUCUGCGGCUCUGAGCGUUUCUUCGAAAUCAUCCGACAUGUUAUCGAAUUACAUGGAUGAAAAUGGAAAUUCGCCGUCGUAUUCAAAGACUAAACUGAAUAAGGAAGCUCAGUAUGCCCAGUAUCUAUCACAAGUGGAGGGGAGCAAUAAAAACAACAACAAUAAUAAUAAUAGUGAUAACAAUAAUGAUAAUGAAGUUAUGAAUGGUAUUGAUAAUAAUAAUGAUAUCGUAGGACAGUUUGUCAGUGGUAGGAAAGACAAAACAUUUACAGAUCAUUAUAGAGGUAGUGUUGGGGGAGCAGCCUUCUUGAAUCGAAGUAGGUUACAAAGCAGUGAUUGUAAUGCUAUGUACAUAAUACCCCGUAGUGAAGUAAGUGAGUCUCUCAUUGAACAUUUGGCCCGUGUCAAGAGAGACGGUUCCUUGGGGUCAACGAAUAAGAGAGAAAGGUUAACAUUGAACAACAGUGUUAACGAGUUCGAGAGGUCUUUCCAGGAGGAAUUGGGUAGAGAGAAUUGUCAUAACAGAAUUGACAUUGAGCCCGUUUUAAUUAAAAGUGUAGGCCCUAAAGAAGCAUGGAAAGCAGAGUGUCACUGUAGUCUGGCAAAAAAAUCAGUCCUACCAGAUUCAAGUUUACACAAUGGUACCUGUGGGAGACAUAUUUUGGCAGCGGCCGAGGAAGAUUCAGAGACGACUACUUUUCAUGCUGUUCAAGAGAUUGUUUGUUCAAGUUCAUCAUGUGGAAGUACAGCAGAAGAUUGUAGCAUCUUGCCGGUCCAAGGACCUUUAGCAGGAAGGUUGGCAGGUUCAAAUGGUAUGUUGCCAGGGGUUAAAGAAAAAGGACAGAAUUUAUUCCAAGGUGCAAAUGCAUGUAGGGAGGAGACUCCUGUAAACAUAUUGGAAUUAGAAAACAGAAGGAAGGCCAGUAAUAUUACUAUUACCAGAAAGAAAGUUCCUAUUUCACUACAGGAAUAUGUUACACGAGAUACAUUGAAAGAAAGGCAAGGAAAUAUAUAUCAUCCUGUAAACAGUUUGAGUAAGUUGAAUUCUAUAAGUAAUACACCAGAUGAAGCUGAUAAUGUAGAAAACAUGCCGUUGCAUAAAUCUGUCCACAGUGUGAAUAAGAAGUGCAAAGACAAGAGAUUGCGGUUGUCGGUGGAACCAACUUUAAAUGUAGACGAGCUGCAGCCAAGUGUGGGCGGUAGUAGGUCGUCAUACGUUGCAACAGCAAGUGGAUCAACUACCAGUCAUGACAAGGCCUCCAAGGACGAGACUGUUGGGUCUCGGUUCAAAAGUGCUGAAGGAAUUCGAAAGAAGAGACAUCUCAGGGAACUGAAUAAUCUUGGAAAGGAUGAAUGGAAAGAGAUGCAGAAAAGAGAUUUUCGUCCUUCGAGCCUUAUCAUUUUCAGUGCGGAGCAAAGGUGUUCAAGUGACGAAUCAGAAAACGAACUGGAGUCGGAUAAUGGUGAAGUGCAAAAGAAAAAACCAGAGAAUGUAAAAGAACUUUUCAAGAAAGAUGUCACACUAAAUAAGAAGAAAAAAGCCCUUUAUAGAGAAUUACAGAAUCUGAGCAAAGACGAAUGGAAAGAAGUUCAUGGUACGGGCUUCCAUCCCUCUGAUUUGAUAUUUGCUGAAACCAGCCAAGAAGUUUUGCCUCAUGUCAUGGAUGACAAAAAACAAGAGUUGUAUGAAAAGCAGGCUCAUGAAUCAACUGUGCAAAUACCUGGUGAGUUGACGGGCAGAAAUGGAGUGGAGGAAGACGAGACUAAAUCCAAAGACGAAUCAGGUGAUAAGACCAGCAAAAAGCAUAAAAAGGCUUCCAUUCCUAGAGAGUUGAUUAAUCUUGGCAAAGAUGAGUGGAAGGAAAUGCGGAAUACUGGCUUCCACCCUUCGGAUUUGGUAGGCUCGAGGAGUGACGAAGUAACAUACUUCUUUGGUGACUCAGAAGGCGAGGAAGAGGACUCCGAUUUCAUAGAAAAUGACCCUCCACACAAAAUGUUGUCAGAUGUUCAAGAGAAGCGAUCAAAGAAGAAGAACUUUUCUCGUGAACUGGCGACUCUCAUGAGAGACGAAUGUAAGGAAUUGAAGCGAAAACACAAGGGUGCAAAUGCAUUGAUGAGAAUUAACAGACGACAUAGAAGGGAAAACGGAGGAGUAGACUUAUCGAAAUCGGCCCGAUAUCCUAAUUCUGUCAGUCUAGUGAGUGCGAUCAGUGAUAAGACAAGAAAGGAACAAAAGGCCAAUCGAUACGCAACUGCAAGGAAUACGAGGUCUCAGACGAAUGUUGUUAGCCUUGUGGAGGUGUUCACGCCACGGGACUCUCACCGCCAACUCUUGCACACAGAAACUGCGAUGUGCGUUUUGAACUUCAACUUGCCAAUGAUCAGCUAGCCCAGUUUUGAAAAGCAUGAGGAAAAUGCAUAUUUUGUUUCCUUCUUCCCACUGCACUGCAUAAGGGCAGUGUGGAUUAUGUUUUCUUCAAGGACAAGUGAGUUUACAUUCUGUUCAAGAGAAGAAUAGCAGCUACUCAGGAAUUAUCGCUAAAACUUGAGGAAAAUACACUUUUUGAGUUUUCAGUUGCCUGGUAUUGUUGACGAGUUUUGAAUUGGUGGUCCAAUGACAUAUCACACCUUUUUCAUGACUUAUAUUUCAUAAUGCAUCCCAAAGGAAUUCCCCAGUGUAUUGCUUUCUGUCCUGUCCAGACAGUUAUCAUAGUAUAUCUGUUUUAUUUAUGGCAUCCAUUAUUGUUAUGGCGUUUAGGUUCUUGCGUUUCCUUCGUAAACGAAAGUUAGCAAUGUGAUACGACUUAGUGAGAUCUUGUGAGAAUGUGUUUCUGAUACGUGAUUGAAUGAGUGGGAGAAAGUGUAGCUUAUUUUUUUUCUGUAAAACGAUGGUGUUUCAAGUUUUGCAGCAGAAUCUGUGAGAGUUUUCUCUUGAUGGCCUGUGUGGAUGUUUGAGGCAGAUAGUAGUGGAAUGGACUUUGCUCUUUCUCUGUACAGUAUAUAUUUUUGAACUUAAGUUCUCCUGUUGUGUAUUGCUAUUUAUGUGAAUCUCCUUUUGCGGCUUUCCAUGCGGUAUGGUAAUUUUGAAGAAAAUCACAUAUUCCCAAAGAAUUUGUGUUUUUUUCACCUCUCUCUCUCUCUCUCUCUCUCUCUCUCUCUCUCUCUCUCUCUC